CGUCGCCGCUCUCCGAGAGUGAAGGGGAGCUGUGAUGGCGAGUUCGGCUGCUUCUUCAGUGCGACCGCCGAGGCCCAAGAAAGAGCCGCAAGUGCUCGUCAUCCCCAAGAAUGCGGCCGAAGAGCAGAAGCUCAAGCUGGAGCGGCUCAUGAAGAACCCGGACAAAGCAGUUCCAAUUCCAGAAAAAAUGAGCGAAUGGGCACCUCGGCCUCCCCCAGAAUUUGUUCGAGAUGUAAUGGGUUCGAGCGCCGGGGCUGGCAGUGGCGAGUUCCACGUGUACAGACAUCUGCGGCGGAGAGAGUACCAGCGACAGGACUACAUGGAUGCCGUGGCGGAGAAGCAAAAAUUGGAUGCAGAGUUUCAGAAGCGACUGGAGAGGAAUAAAAUUGCUGCGGAGGAGCAGACGGCAAAGCGGCGGAAAAAGCGCCAGAAGUUAAAAGAGAAGAAAUUAUUGGCAAAGAAGAUGAAACUUGAACAGAAGAAACAAAAAGAAGGAUCCAGUCAGUCUCAGGAGCAGCCGUCCAGUAGCUCUGAGGAAGCAUCUGGAACAGAGGAGGAGGAGGAGGAGCAGCCCAGCUUCAUCAUGGGGCGAUGACAGUGUUUGCCGUCAUGGCUGUCUGGAGCCUGGCCCGUUCUGCGGCCGAGCCUCCGAAAAGCCUCCACACAACCCAAGGUGAAAGGAGGCUCUGUUUCCGCUCAGUUCUCCUCCUGGCGCCUUGCUGGAGAGAAGUAAGCGGGAACCCAUCCUGACUGUUGACAGCCCCGCCUGUUGGCAGGCCUCCGUGCCUGUGGGACAGAGAGGACCAUGUCCUGGACCCUUGGGGCACCGCCAAGCAGAGUUCAUUCACGUUCUGGCUGAUGGGGGAGCACGUAUCGCCUUCUGCCCCUGGUGCCUCUUCUCCUGUUUGGACAGUGAUGAGUUUGGACUAGUUUCUGUGACAGAAAUGUUUAUUUAGUAAAGAACAGAAACAUCAGGUUUUGUUCAGACCUGUCUAAUGUUGUUCCAAAGCUGCAGGGACGGCUGGGAAGCGAUGUGACACGGGGGGCCUGUUUCCAGGCUUGUUGAAGGAAAUGGCUCCGGCUCUGCGGCAGCCCGCACUGCACAGUGCAGGACCCCCACUUCCUCCAGCUGAGGGGCAGACUGUACCCCAUGAUACAUGCUGCUGCCCAGCACUUCCCAGUCCCCAGGUGUGAAUUGGGGAGCCCCAAAGUUGGGCAAAGGGAAAUGUGGGGGCUCAGCCAGGGGCCGAGCCAUAGAAGGGCAACUUGGUGUGUGAAGAGAGCUUUUGAGAAAACCAGUUAAAGACUAGAAAAAUAAGCAGGUAGAGAAUCCAGGCUGGCCUGGAGCAGAGCAGAGUAUGGGGAGUCCUAGCCCAACCCGAAGGGAGGGAGUGAAUUGGCCAAAAGCUGCAUUUUCGUCCUGUGGUAAAGGGGGAGUUGAACAAAGUGUGAGGUGACCAGGGGCAGCCUCUCAGGCCAGCAGGAGGGACAGAGAUGGUUUGGUUUAGAGCCUUUGCUCACUUUUGGGGUUAUUUAUCUCCUGUUCCAAGUUUCUAAGUACAUUCUGUGCCUUUUAUUGAGUGUGAUAGAAUUAAGGAAAUAGUGGUUUUGAGCGAAGGGAAACUAAGAAGCAUUUCACUUGUUUUUUCAUUUUUGCAGUAUGGAUUUUCCUGGCCCCACCCUCAGCCAGGCGACAUCUGUGAGCACUUCUGUCCUUUAAGCAAUUCAAGCCACAGGAAUUUUUCUUUCCCAGGGAGCUGAAAUGGAAAAUCAGCACUAAUAAAUUAGCACGCCCCGUGGCUGUA
This is a messenger RNA of Neogale vison (American mink), 1805 nucleotides long. RefSeq names its product PRKR interacting protein 1 (gene PRKRIP1). Lineage: Eukaryota; Metazoa; Chordata; Mammalia; Carnivora; Mustelidae. The transcript has 6 exons. Gene Ontology annotation, cellular component: nucleolus. Bases 35 to 595 code for a protein of 186 amino acids. Gene Ontology annotation, molecular function: protein kinase inhibitor activity; protein kinase binding; double-stranded RNA binding. The record is from RefSeq and is a predicted model, not a curated record. Gene Ontology annotation, biological process: negative regulation of protein kinase activity.